Messenger RNA from Ictalurus furcatus (blue catfish), 4714 nucleotides. Its product is annotated as NACHT, LRR and PYD domains-containing protein 12. The transcript is spliced from 17 exons. Lineage: Eukaryota; Metazoa; Chordata; Actinopteri; Siluriformes; Ictaluridae. Gene Ontology annotation, molecular function: protein binding. The record is from RefSeq and is a predicted model, not a curated record. Bases 744 to 3689 code for a protein of 981 amino acids.
AAGCAAGAACUGGAAACUCACCAUCUCCUGCCAAAACACUACACUGCAUAAACUUAUACAGGAGGGUCAUUUGCAGUGUCCACGCACAUACAGAGUCUAUGGUCGGAAGAACAAGACAUUUUCUUCUAGCUGUGUGGAAAGCUCCAGCCCUCAGUCAGCAUCCAGUGUGGAGACGAAUGAAUCCAUUGAAGACCAUGAAAAGUGGAUAGAGGAAGAGGACAAUAAACAAGAAGACAGCGAGCCAGUGGAUUUGUCUGAAUUUCAGGCUUUUGCUUUACCAGUCAGCUGUGGUUCUGUCAGUGGGUUUUUAUAUAAAGACAGAUUUGCAGGGUCACGCAGUAAGAGCAUCCGCACAAAGGAGCACUGGUUCACUCCUGAGGAGUUCGUAAAGCAGGAGUUAACUCAGACAGACGCUGGAAGAAAGACAUACUGUGUCACGGCAAAACCUUUAACUACCUGGUGAAGAAAAAAAUCCUGUAUAUCCAUUCACUGCAGUGACACUGUCAUCUGUGCUGUCCUGAGAACCAGCUGGACCAGGAUAAUGACGUGUGCUACAUUUGUAACUCGGCGGGAAAUCUGGUGUUCUGUGACGAGUGUCCACAAGCUUUUCACCAUCACUGCCACUUACCAUCUCUACAGGAGGACACACUUGGGAGUGUAAGUAAUUCCAGCAGAAGAGAUCAGCAUCUUCAGGACUCAGCUGUGUGUCCAUGAGCUGUCUGUGUUUACACUAAUAUUCAAACAUGGAGACCCCUGACCUGGACACAGAUAAUGUGACUCCACCCUCAAACAACCAUAAACUGCAGAGAAAGAGAUCAGACUCACCAGAACCCAGCUGUGUCUCCAUGAAGAGUGAUGCUUCUAUGGAGCGUCCUCUGCACUUUAGAAAUAAAGACUGCUCAUCUGUACACAGUAAACUACAGAGAAAGAGAUCAGACUCACCAGAACCCAGCUGUGUCUCCAUGAAGAGUGAUGAGUCUAUGGUUCCUCCAUGGAGCUUUAGAAAUAAAGACUCCUCAUCUAUACACAGUGUUCUACAGAAGUCAGGAGACAGAAGAGAAAAGAACAUCAUCACAGCUACAGGACACGACCCAGAACCUGCUGCUGUAAAUGACUUCCAGAAAAAGUUCAAAUUAAAUCUGGUGAAGAAGUUUCAGUGUUUAAAUGGAGUGAUGAUAAACCUGGAAAACCGAACACUCCUGAAUGAGAUCUACACAGAGGUCUACAUCACAGAGGGAGACAGUGGAGACGUCAAUAAAGAACAUGAGGUGAGACAGAUCGAGGCAGCAUCCAGGAGAACAACAACAGAGGAAACACCAAUCAAAUGCAAUGACAUCUUUAAGCCCUUAUCUAAAAAAGACGAACCCAUCAGAACUGUGCUGACAAAGCCCUCACCUAAAAAAGACAAACCCAUCAGAACUGUGCUUGAGAACCCUGUAUCUGAUCAAGACAAACCCAUCAGAACUGUACUGACAAAGGGAGUCGCUGGCAUCGGAAAAACAGUUUCUGUGCAGAAGUUCAUUCUGGACUGGGCUGAAGGGAAAGUAAAUCAGGACAUCCAGCUCAUGUUUCCACUACCUUUCAGAGAGCUGAAUUUGAUGAAAGACCAGAAACUGAGUCUGAUGGAUCUCCUUCAUGUCUGUUUUAAGGAGACAAAAGAAACAGAAAUGUCCAGUUUGGAAAAGGUUCUGUUCAUUUUUGACGGAUUGGACGAGUAUCGUUUUCCUCUGGAUUUCCAGAACACAGUGCGAGUGUGUGAUGUAACUGAAUCAGCAUCAGUGCAUGUGCUGCUGAUAAACCUGAUCAAAGGGAAUCUGCUUCCCUCUGCUCUCAUCUGGAUCACCUCCCGACCAGCAGCAGCUGAUCAAAUCCCCUCGGAGUGUGUCCAUCGAGUCACAGAGAUAAGAGGGUUCAAUGAUCCACAGAAGGAGGAGUACUUCAGGAAGAGGAUCAGUGAUCAGAGCCUGGCCAAUGACAUCAUCACACACCUGAAGUUAUUAAGAAGCCUCUACAUCAUGUGCCACAUCCCAGUCUUCUGCUGGAUUUCAGCCACUGUUCUAGAGAGAAUGUUGGAUGAAGCAGAGAGUGGAGAGAUCCCCAAGACUCUGACUCAAAUGUACACACACUUCCUCAUCAUUCAGACGAACAUCAUAAGAGAAAAGUACUCAAAGAAGCAGGAGAGUGAUGAAGAAAUGCUUCUCAAACUGGGACAACUGGCUUUUCUGCAUCUGAUGAAAGGCAACCUGAUCUUCUAUGAGGAAGACCUGAGAGUGUGUGGCAUUGAUGUGAGAGAAGCAGCAGUGUACUCAGGUGUGUGUACACAGAUCUUCAGAGAAGAGUUUGGACUUCACCAGAGUAAAGUGUACUGCUUUGUUCAUCUGAGCAUUCAGGAGCAUCUCGCAGCUCUGUAUGUGCACCUGACAUGCAUGAAGGAAAAGAGAAAUGUUCUUGAACAGAGUUGGGUCUUUAAGACAAUUUCAGAUGUCCACAAGAGUGCUGUAGAUCAGGCCUUAAACAGUGAGACCGGAAAUCUGGAUCUUUUCCUCCGUUUUCUUCUGGGUCUCUCACUGGAGUCCAAUCAGAAACUCUUACAUGCCUUAGUAACACAUAAAGGAAGUAGCUCCCAGACAGGAAAGGGGGACACAGUACAGUACAUCAAGGAGAAGAUCAAUAGAAAUACCCCUAUAGAGAAAUCCAUCAAUCUGUUCCACUGUCUGAAUGAACUGGGGGACAAUUCUCUAGUGGAGGAAAUCCAACGCUACCUGAAAUCUGGAACACAAAGUGAACUCUCUUCCUCACAGUGGUCUGCUCUGGUGUUUGUCUUACUGACAUCAGCAGAGGAGCUGGAGGAAUUUGACCUGAGUAAAUAUAUCUCUACAGAUAAAAUAAGAGAUGAGAUUCUUGUGAAGGUGAUGCCUGUGAUUGCAGCAUCCAGAAAAGCAAUUAUCAGGUGUGAUACACUUCAAGAACGUGGUUGGUCAGCUCUGGCCUCAGUUGUCAGCUCAGAAACCUCUAAUCUGAGAGAACUGCAUCUGACUGUGGAUACACUGAAUCUGAGUGAGAUAUAUCUAGGAGCCUCAGGAGUGAAGCGUCUCUCUGCUCUACUGGAGAAUCCUCAUUGUAAAGUAAAAAAUCUGAAGUUGGAGUGUUGUGAUAUCUCAGUUGAAGGCUGUGCUGCUCUGGCUUCAGCUCUGAGAUCAAACCCCUCACACCUGAGAGAACUGGAUCUGUCUCAUAAUAAACUAGGAGACUCAGGAGUGAAGAGUCUCUCUGCUGUACUGGAGAAUCCUCACUGUAAACUGGAGAUACUAAAGUUAUGGAAUUGUCGUGUCUCAGGUGAAGGCUGUGCUGCUCUGACUUCAGCUCUGAGAUCAAACCACUCAUACCUGAGAGAACUGGAUCUGUCCUGGAAUAGCCUAGGAGACUCAGAAGUGAAGUGUCUCUCUGCUGUACUGGAGAAUCCUCACUGUAAACUGGAGAUACUGAGGUUGUGUGGUUGUGAUGUCUCAGGUGAAGGCUGUGCUGCUCUGGCUUCAGCUCUGAGAUCAAACCCCUCACACCUGAGAGAACUGGAUCUGUAUGAGAAUAAACUAGGAGACUCAGGAGUGAAGUGUCUCUCUGCUCUGAAGAAAGAUAAACAUUACAAACUACAGACACUGAGACUAGACACACAUCUCUACAUUGAGUAGAAUGACCUGUGAUCCCUGGACAAAAUUUCCUCAAUCUCAAUGAAAACCUGAGGGAUUAUUUGGAACAGCAGGUGAAAAACCACACGAACUCCAACUGAACCCAGUCAGUGGAAGACGGAGCUGAGAUGGACAGGAACAGUUUCAUGACAUUGGUGGGAUUCUCACCUGACAGGAUUAGCAUCUGAGGAGUUUAUGUGAAGAAGCCCCUAGGACAGUGGUUUUCAAAGUGUUUUGAAACACUCCCGGGGGUGCCCGGGAGGCCUCAACAAUUUGGUGUGAAAAAUAAAUUCUCAGUCUCACACACGCAAUCAAUUCCUAAUAUAAUGUAAAGAUGUAAUUAUUAAUAAUAUAAAAAGGGGAAUAUAUUCAGAAGUCUGUAUUUUUAAUGCGUUUUAAAGACAGGGGGCCUCGUUCAAAUGUUAAUGCCAUUUGGGGGGCCUUGCCCUGGCAAAGUUUGGGAACCCCUGCCCUAGGAGACUCACUACAAGUCACAUGUAUCCAUCUGUCCUUUAGUUGGUAUUUAAUAUAGUGUAGAUCUUUUGGUUACAGGAUCAGAUCUAAUCUGUUCUUUAUUUUCUCUGAUAUCUGUUCCCUAUUUCUUUGCUCAUAUCAGCUGAUCAUACUGAUCAUACCCGGUAUGGGAUCAGUGCCAUCUCUAUUACUUAAGUAUACACUACUUGCAAUAAUUUCCAUAAUUGUAUCAGUCGAAUACAGUAUAUUUUGCAGAAGUGAAUAUAUAAGUACAAUAUAAUUAUGUAAUACAAUGUUAUUACUUGUGCUGUAUAAAAUUAGUUCAUGUAUUUAACAUGAAUUUGUGUCUGUCAUGAUCAAAGAUUUAACUCUGGACUACAGUUCCCAGCAGCCACUGCACCUCACUGCAUCAUGGUCACAUGACCACCUGCACCUGAAUCGUUCAUGUUAGCAGCACUUGUGUGUAUAUAUGGUUUGUUUAUUCUUAGCCUUAGUGUUUUUUACCACAAAUUCUUAGCUACCGUUUUGUUUGUAUUUUUAUUAAACCUAAUCUG